AUGGAGGACGUGAUUGCCAACAAGCCAAAGGCUUCACUAGAGACAACAGAGAAGAUUGUCGCGCAGUUGGACGAUCUGCCGCUGCCCGAAGAAUUGCAACAUCUUGACGAAGAUGAACGGAUCAAGCUCGAACGCAGCCUCGUGCGAAGGCUGGACUGUACUCUCAUGCCUGUCGUGGCACUGCUGUUCUUGCUCAACAUCUUGGAUCGCAACAACAUCGCCAACGCAAAAAUCGCAGGAUUGACAAAAACUCUGGACAUCACGAACUCGCAGUACAACACCUGUUUGAUGAUCUUCUAUGUGGGAUGUCCCAUCCAACAUGAUCAUUACGAAAUCUCUAUGUGCCAGGCCUUCACCAAGAACUACGGAGGACUUUUCGCUUCGAGGUUCGUCCUAGGUCUGGUCGAAGCACCUUUUCUACCGGGCGUCUUCUACCUGAUGAGCUGCUGGUAUAGCCGCGCGGAGCUUCCUCCAAGAAUUGCCAUCUUGUACGGUAGCAACAUGCUUGCAAGCGCCUUUGGGGGACUCAUAGCUGCUGGAAUCGUGUCGCGUAUGGAAGGUAAAGCCGGACGACCUGCCUGGGAAUGGCUUUUCAUCAUUGAAGGCAGUAUAACUAUCGUUAUUGCACUUCUUUGUGUACCCAUACUUCCAGAUUUCCCUCUCCAAAAGACCAGUCCGAUCCUCAAGCGUGAGCACCAACUUUUUGCCGAAUAUCGCCUUCGAAAAGAAAAUGCUGGCAUUCGCGAUGAGGAUCCAGAGUCCAUCUGGUGGGGCCUCAAGCAGGCCUUGCUUGACCCGAAGCUAUACAUGUUCAUCCUUUUGCAAAUGAUGUUGAUCACAGCUCAGUCCUUCAAUAACUUCUUUCCAUCCAUCGUUGGCACACUCGGCUACGAUACGACCGUUACGUUGCUUCUCACUGCACCCCCAUACCUGUUCGCGUUCAUCGUUUCUCUUUGCGUCUCUUUCCACGCGGCACACAAGAAAGAACGUGGCUGGCACAUCGCUAUUCCUAUGAUUGUCGGAUUGCUUGGAAAUCUAUUGGCUAUGUUCGUUCCGUCUCUAGGCGGUCGUUACUUCUCCAUGUUCCUCAUGACAUCCGGCACUUACGCCCCCUACAACCUUUGCGUCUCGUGGCUCUCAGCGUCUCUGCCUCGUCCAGCAUCCAAACGCGCCGCGGCGCUUGCCAUUAUUAACUUAAUGGCUGCUGGUGUAGCACACUUCUACACUAGCUAUGCGUUCCCCGACUCACAGAAGCCACGUUAUUAUGGUGGUGGCGGCAUGAUGAGCGCGGCGUGCCUCCUCUGCUCAGGCACCGCGAUUUUCAUCAAGUAUUACUUGAAGAGACAGAACGCGAAGAUGGAGAGGGAAGAGCUGGAGGAAGGCAGAGUAGGAGGUGGUAUCAAGGGAAGCAAGGCUGGUCACGGUGGCGAGGCCAUUGUCCGGUUCAGAUACGUGCACUAG
Messenger RNA from Didymosphaeria variabile, 1461 nucleotides. RefSeq lists its product as uncharacterized. Gene Ontology annotation, cellular component: membrane. The coding region runs from base 1 to 1461 and encodes 486 amino acids. Gene Ontology annotation, biological process: transmembrane transport. NCBI's taxonomy places the organism in Eukaryota, Fungi, Ascomycota, Dothideomycetes, Pleosporales, Didymosphaeriaceae. The transcript has 5 exons. Gene Ontology annotation, molecular function: transmembrane transporter activity. The record is from RefSeq and is a predicted model, not a curated record.